CAAAAAGAAAAUUGCAGGAAAUUUGUGAAUCCAAAAUUAAUAGAAUAGAAUAGAAUAGAAUAGAAUAGAAUAGAAUAGAAUAGAAUAGAAUAGAAUAGAAUAGAAUAGAAUAGAAUAGAAUUUUAUUGGCCAAGUAUGAUUGGACACACAAGGAAUUUGUCUUGGUGCAUAUGCUCUCAGUGUACAUAAAAGAAAAGAUACGUUCAUCAAGAAUUCUAAGGUACAACAUUUAAUGAUAGUCAUAGGGAACAAAUAACCAAUCAAAUCAUAUUAGGAAACAGUCAGUAUAAAUUAUAGGGAUACAAGCAACAAGGUUACAGUCAUACAGUCAUAAGUGGGAGGAGAUGAGUGAUAGGAAUGAUGAGAAGAUUAAUAGUAGUGCAGAUUUAGUAAAUAGUUUGACAGUGUUGAUGGAAUUAUUUGUUUAGCAGAGUGAUGGCCUUCGGGGAAAAACUGUCCUUGUGUCUAGUUGUUCUGGUGUGCAGUGCUCUAUAGCGUCGUUUUGAGGGUAGGAGUUGAAACAGUUUAUAUCCAGGAUGCGAGGGGUCUGUAAAUAUUUUCACGGCCCUCUUCUUGAUUCGUGCAGUAUGCAGGUCCUCAAUGGAAGGCAGAAAAACGCCUGUGUCCUACCGGAAGAUCUGAAGAACUUCUACCUCAUGACAGACGGCUUCCGAAUGACCUGGAACGUCAAGUUUGAUGAUAACCCAGUUUCCCUGGGCUGCAUGACGAUUAACAGCAUCUCCAAGCUGAACCGUCUCAGCGUUUCACCGGCGUAUACUUUGCCCAGCGCGCCAACCCUGGCUGACCUGGAAGACUCUGAUGAGGAGGAAGGUAACAAGGAACAACCGAAGAGGCCUCACCUGGACACCCGCUGUGCGAUAUUCGAAUUAGACUCCUGUGCAGGCAGCGGGAAAGUUUGCCUCGUCUACAAGAACACCAAACCGGUUGUCAGUCCCGAAUCGGAAAUCUGGUUCCUGGACCGAGCCCUUUACUGGCACUUCCUCACCAAAUCCUUCACCGCUUACUACCGGCUUAUGAUCACGCACCUGGGGCUCCCCCAGUGGCAAUACAUCUUCACCGGUUACGGCCUGAGCCCCCAGGCCAAGCAAUGGUUCAACAUGUACAAACCCAUCACGGUCAACACGGAGCAGCUGUGGGAAGCGGCCGACGCUUCCUUCGUCAACAAGCUGGACCCCAGUAAGGUUUUCCGCAGCAGAACCAAGGCCUCCCUGGUGAAGAAGAGGCCCCCGUCCCAAGUGGCCGCCUCCCAGAAGAGUCAGACGGCGGGAGGGUCGCCCCGGACCCCUUCGCAAGGCGGGAGCUUGUCAAGACGACGAGAAACGCAGCCUUGAUGGUCCUCCCUGGACCCCCAAUUCCCCCUCCCCUCCCCUCCCCUCCUCGCCCACCCACCUCUUCCAGCCCCAAAUGGCUCCCUUCUGCUUUUGCAGGACUUCCUAUUUAUUGCUGAAUUAUUUAUUGAAGGAAACUUGAACCCCUGGCUGGUUUUGGUGGGGGGAGGGGCGGGCAUGUCUGCAACUCAACAAAGGGUGGGGGGGGGAAACGGGCUAUUUAAUGCGCUCCUUCGCCUAUUUUGCACGGAUUUGUUCCCGACCCCCAUCGCCAGGCUGAGCAACGUUGGCCGCCGAGAAAUUUUGGCGAAGGGAGGAGGGCCUUUGGCGAAGUUUUUGUCCCGUCUUAACGAACUUCCCUCACCCACGGCCGUUAAGCGAAUUCCUGCAGCCGUUAAGUUAGCACCGGAUCGUCCUCGGCUGGCGGCAGUUCUCUUAGCGGCCGUUCAAAGUUACGACAGCCCUGAAGAAAAGGGACUCUCGAUUGUUUUUGACACGCUGAAUGACCGUCGGUCACUGGAACGGUACCGAAAAAAGGGACGUGAUCGUUUUUCGCGCUUACGACCGACGCGGCGUCCCCAGGAUCGCAGGAUUAAAAUUCAGACACUUGGCAGCUGACUCACAGUUAUGACGGGUGCAGUGUUCCGGGGGUCAUGUCAGCCUGUUUUGCGAAACAAAGUCAAGGGGGAUGCCAGAUUCGCCUAACAACCCUAUUACGGGGAGUCCUCAAUUUACGACUGUUGAGCCCGAGAUUUACGCGGCUAAGUAAAUUGGAUUUUGCUCCAUUUUAUGACCUUUCUCACCACGGUUGUUAAGUGAAUCACUGCAGUUCAGUUAGUCACCUUGUCGUUAAGUGAAUCCGGCUUCCCCCUGGACUUUGGCCGUCACAAAAGGGGAUCACGUGACCCCAGGACACUGCCACCAUCAUAAAUGCGAGUCAAUUGCUAAGCGUCUUUUGAUCACGUGAGCACAGCGAUGCUGCAACGGUCAUAAGUGUGAAAAGCGGUCCUAAGUAACUUUUUUCAGUGCCAUUGUAACUUCAGAUGGUCACUAAGCAAACUGUUGUUAAGUCAAGGACUACCUGUGCUUACUUAAGAACUGCAAGGAUUCACUUAACAACUGUGGCAAGAAAGGUCGUAAAAUGGGCAGGAUCAGUGGUGGGAUUCUGUCGGUUCUAGGCAGUUCGGCCGAACCGUUUGUUAAAUUGUCAGUUCGCUCUGCCACUUGCCCCUCCCCUCCCCACCAUUACUUACCGGUGUCUGUCGGUGGCCACGUGGCACUUGAAUCGGGUGGGCACCCGAUCCAUGCACCUUGCUGCCCACCCGAUCCAAGCACCACGCGGCCGCCGACAAGCCUGCCUGCAUCCAAGCGUCUCUCUAGCCAGCGAUUAAAGCGCGGCCAGCGAGGAGUUUGGAUCGGGUGGGCAGCGAAGCGUGUGUCAGUCGCCUCGGCCUGCCGCCCACCCAGCAGGACUGUCCUGCGGCCGCCUCCCACCCACACAGCGCCAGCCUACCCUACCCCAUCUGGAGAAAGAGUGAUGGAGAGAAAGAGGGGGGCAGAAAAUGAUGAAGGAGAGAAAGAGAGAUGAAGGAUAGAAGGGGGAGAAAGAUGGAGAAGAGAAAGGGGGGAGAAAGAUGGAGAGAAAGAGAAGGAGGGAAAAAGAG
Messenger RNA from Ahaetulla prasina, 3013 nucleotides. RefSeq names its product tubulin polyglutamylase complex subunit 2 (gene TPGS2). Gene Ontology annotation, biological process: protein polyglutamylation. Lineage: Eukaryota; Metazoa; Chordata; Lepidosauria; Squamata; Colubridae. The transcript has 6 exons. Bases 537 to 1352 code for a protein of 271 amino acids. The record is from RefSeq and is a predicted model, not a curated record.